AUGGCAAACAAAGCUCAAUGCUUUUAUUGUUUCGAAAGCCUCUGGGCGUCAUUCGAGGAUGAUGAGCCAGCCAAGUUGGCAACUAUUGAAGCUCUAUGGGAACAGUAUGAACAAACAAAGAAGCUGUCUGAAGCACAACAACAGAGGGAUGAUGGGAAAGUAGAGGACGACGAGUCAGCUACCACAUCGUCUAGUCCUUCCAAUAAUUCAUCAAAUUCGCGCCUAUCCAGCUCCACCGCAAUGACGACACCAAACUCCCUGAGUUCCAUAACCCAGAAGUAUCCACUCUUCGUGACGUGGAACACAAUAUCCCGAAACAGACGCCCGUCUCUUCGAGGGUGCAUAGGCACGUUCGAGGCACAAGACCUUGCAACUGGGUUGAAAUCAUAUGCUCUAACCUCAGCUUAUGAUGACACACGCUUUUCUCCAAUUCCUAAAUCUCUCAUUCCCUCGCUAUCAUGCUCCCUCACUCUUCUAGGGUCCUUUGAGCCAUGUACUAAUGCAAUGGACUGGGUGCUCGGCACUCACGGCCUGAGAAUAUCCUUUAUUAACCGCGGCCGUCGGUAUGGUGCCACUUAUCUGCCUGAUGUGGCAGUUGAGCAGGGCUGGACGAAAGAGGAGACCAUCGAGAGUCUGAUGCACAAAGCAGGCUGGGAAGGUAGUGUGAGGGAUGGUGCGCGGAGACAGCGAGACACAGGAAAUGACGGCCCUGGCGCUACUAGGCCUUGGGAUCAGGUAUCUGAUUUUCGCACAGUUAGGUAUCAGGGUCUCAAGGCUAAAGCAGACUAUGCCGAGUGGCAGGAGUGGCGAAAUUGGGUGCUCACUUUAGAUGAUGGCCGUGAGAUUCUGGGCUCGGCUUAA
Penicillium taxi is the source of this 861-nucleotide messenger RNA. Its product is annotated as AMMECR1 domain-containing protein. NCBI's taxonomy places the organism in Eukaryota, Fungi, Ascomycota, Eurotiomycetes, Eurotiales, Aspergillaceae. The transcript is spliced from 3 exons. The record is from RefSeq and is a predicted model, not a curated record. The coding region runs from base 1 to 861 and encodes 286 amino acids.